This is a messenger RNA of Cajanus cajan (pigeon pea), 3886 nucleotides long. Its product is annotated as myosin-binding protein (Protein of unknown function, DUF593). The record is from RefSeq and is a predicted model, not a curated record. Gene Ontology annotation, molecular function: myosin binding. NCBI's taxonomy places the organism in Eukaryota, Viridiplantae, Streptophyta, Magnoliopsida, Fabales, Fabaceae.
GAACAACUAAACAUUAGUAGGUGUUUUCGGCUUCUUAAGGCCACUUUUCUUUUUCAAGGUUUAAAUAGGAUUGCCUAACUCGUAACUCUAAAUACAGUUUUGACAUCUUGUCCUUUCUCUUAUACAUUACACACUCAACAUACAGUUUUUGACACUCUUCCCCUUAAAACUUUUUCUGUCUCUCAUUCCAAUACUUGCUUAGGUUCCAAUCUGAUAUUCCAGGUAAACCUUUCUUUGUACAUAUCAAAAAACAGAACACCAACCAUGGCUGCCAACAAGUUUGCAACCAUGCUGCACAGAAACACCAACAAAAUCACCCUUGUUCUAGUCUAUGCCCUCCUCGAAUGGAUUUUGAUCAUCCUCCUCCUCCUCAAUUCUCUGUUCUCUUAUCUAAUCAUGAAGUUUGCCGAUUACUUUGGCCUCAAAAGGCCUUGCAUAUGGUGCACCAGAAUCGAUCACGUCUUGGAGCCCAGGAAGAGCAAGAGUUCUUGCAGAGAUCUUGUGUGUGAAGUUCAUGCCUCUGAGAUUUCAAAACUCGGCUUCUGCUCCAAUCAUCAUAAACUGGCUGAGUCACAAGACAUGUGUGAGGAUUGUUCAUCCUCAUCCCAACCAGAUUAUGUUAAACACUCUCAGAGUUUUGGUUUCUUUCCAUGGAUGAAGCAAAUAGGUAUGAUUCAGGAUGAUGGUGCUGAUGACAAGGCCAUUGUGAAAGUGGAAGAGGCUUUGAAGUGCUCUUGUUGUGGUGUCAACUUGGACAACAGAUGCUACCCUCCUUGCAUUCUGAUCAAGCCUUCUCUCAACGUUUUGGAGUUUGACCAGAAGCAUGAUUUGGUGACAGAACGCGGGGUUGGUGCAGAAAUUGAUGAAGAUCACAUCAGAUCGGAUAUUGUGCUUGAUCAUCUUGACGAUGAAAAGCAGAGUCAAGAAAACAAGGGAACCCACAUGGUAUUUGAGGUUGAUCAGGGUUUGGAUAGAAAAAAUGAGGAGUUAGAGAAGAGUUGUGAUUGUUCUGUGUGUGAUGGUGGUGUGGAGACUGUGUGUGAUGAAAUUAGCAAGUUGGAUUUGGGUUUGGAGAUAGGGAAAGAAGCAUUAGAAGAAGAAAGUUUGAAUUUCCCUCAGCCUAGGGAUGAUGAUGCUGAUGGUGUUGAUGAUGUUCAAGUUUGUGAGAAAUCUGCUUCUCAAGUUGAUUGCACUAGAGAGAUACCUGUGGAAACUCCACCCAUACAUCUGGAAUUUUUCAUUCAUGGUGAUGAUUGCAGAUUGAUUCCUGUUGAAUUGGUUGACUCCCCCGCCACAGAAAAUAGGAAUCAAAGCAGAUAUAAGGUGGGAGGUGAAGGGCUCAACAUCAGUGAAGAUUUUAUUUUGGACUUUGAUAAGAGUGCUGAUACAGAAGCUGAACCGGUUGUUGAGAAUUGGCACAUUUCUGGGGAUAUUGUGGCAGAAUUUUCAUGCCAGGAGAAUGAAAAUGUCUUCAAGGCCAAUGUGGUUGAAUCAGUUCAAUCAAUGACCAGAGGACUGUCCUCAGUGUUGUUACAAGUAGAAGAAGAGAAUUUGGAGCAAAAUUGUCAGGAUGUGAGAUUUGUUGAAACUGUUGAAGACUUGACCAAGGAUGAUAAUGUUGAAGCAAACAUGGAAAGAAGAGAUGCAGAACUAUGUUCAGAUGCUUCACUAGCUUCCGAAGAUGCAUCACAAACGCAAGGUGAGGAAUUUGAAGCAGAAGUCUCAAUAGGGACUGAAAUUCCUGAUCAGGAGCAAGUGGAUGAGUAUCAAAGCCAAGAUGUUCUAUUGGAAACCAACCAAGAAGUACAAGAAGAUUCAUCUACUAACACAGUCAGAUUCAAUGUGCAAGAUGAUUGUGGUCGUGACAAAGGUGAAGAGUUUGUAGAAUUUAAAACCAUGUCACUUGAAGUGAGAAUGCCAACAGUAAAUAACCAUUUGCCAUCCUUAUUGGACCUUAAUGAGAAUGAGGAAGAAAAAGUUCCUGAUACACCUACUUCUGUGGAGAGUCUUCAUCAGCUACACAAGAAAUUAGUUAUGCUUGAGAGGAAAGAAUCAGGAACAGAAGAGUCAUUGGAUGGAAGUGUCAUGAGUGAUAUUGAAUGUGGUGAGGUAACCAUUGAAAAGUUAAAAUCAGCAUUGAAAUCUGAAAGGAAAGCUUUGAGUACUCUAUAUGCAGAACUAGAAGAAGAGAGAAGUGCAUCUGCUAUAGCAGCCAAUCAGACAAUGGCAAUGAUAAAUAGGCUUCAGGAAGAGAAAUCAGCCAUGCAGAUGGAAGCUUUGCAGUAUCAGAGAAUGAUGGAAGAACAAUCUGAGUAUGACCAGGAGGCUUUGCAACUCUUGAAUGAGCUCAUGAUGAAGAGGGAGAAAGAGAAGCAGGAACUAGAAAAGGAGCUUGAAGUAUAUAGAAAAAAGGUUCAUGAAUAUGAGGUAAGAGAAAAGCUGAUGAUGUCAAGAAGAGAUGGUAGCAUGAGAAGCAGAACUUCAUCUCCCUCUUGUAGCAAUGCUGAAGAUAGUGAUGGAUUGUCCAUUGACUUGAAUCAUGAAGCAAAGGAAGAAAACGGGUUUUAUAGUCACCAAGAAUGCAGCAACCAGAACACCCCCGUGGAUGCGGUCUUAUAUUUGGAGGAAUCAUUGGCAAACUUUGAGGAAGAAAGGAUACAAAUUCUAGAACAGCUGAAGGUACUGGAAGAAAAGCUAGUUAUAUUGAACUAUGAGGAAGAACACUGCUCAGAUGAUGCUAAAUCAAUAGAACAUCUUUGUGAAGAGAAUGGGAAUGGAUACCAUCAUGAUCAUGAUGAAGAUGACAAAGGUCAAGUAAAUGGAUUUGCAAAUGGUCAUGCAAAGGAAAUAAAUGGAAAGCAUCAUCAAGGAAGGAAAAUCAUGGGUGCAAAAGCCAAGAGGCUUCUCCCACUUUUUGAUGCAAUGAGUUCAGAAGCAGAAGAUGUAGAGUUGAGUGGGGACGAGUUAGAUUUCCCCCACUUGGAAAAUGAUUCAGUUGAAAAGGUUAAUUUGGAUAAGAAAAGGGUUGCUUUAGAAGAGGAGGUGGAUCAUGUUUACGAGAGACUACAGGUGCUGGAGGCAGAUAGAGAGUUUCUAAAGCAUUGUAUCAGCUCCUUGAGAAAAGGGGACAAAGGCUUAUAUCUUCUCCAAGAAAUUUUACAACAUCUUCGUGAUCUGAGGAAUGUGGAACUCAGGGUCAGGAACAUGGGAGAUCUUGCGGUGUAAGAAGUCCACAUGCUCGACUGUGCCAAAGAGAUGAUAGAUUUUUUAUAUUGGAGUUGAUCUAGAAGGUGCAAAUGAAGCAUGUAUGAGCAGCACUGUGGUCUACACAUAUAGAGGACACCAAUGCAUCAAUUUUAACAAAAAGUUUCAGUGGGAGUUCCCUGAUGGAGAGGGGAGAAUCCCGGUGAGAUCCAAUGGUGGAGAACAAAACUGAAGUCUGCCAUUAUCUCUGGUUCUUGUUUUGUAAUUUGUUGUUUCUUUUGUCCAAGUAAGCCCAAAUUUUUGGUGGGUUGUGUCCAUCCAAUUCCAUCAUCACCUUUUGUAGGAAAAGGAGGAUGAUGAGUAUAUGUUUGUGUAGGCUAGUGAGGUGAAGCCACCCUGUCAGUUGUAUUUUGUGAGCAUAGACCUGGCUUGCAAAGCUGGAGAGAUACCAAAAAGAUUCCAGUGCCAGGUAAAAUAGCACUAGUUUGUUAGACUGACAGAAUUAGGGCCACUAGUUUUGUCAUUUUUUGGUUUGAGUCAAGAUUGAGGUAACUAGCCUCUCUCUUUUCUCUUUCUCAACUUUUGCAUGUUUGUUUAUUUCUGAGGGGGAAAAGCUGAGUCACUUGUAUACUACAUGUAUUCAUUUGUAAUUAUAUAUAUAAAAAAAGUGAGUGUUUGUUUA